AUGGCAAGUUCACGACGAAUCGGGCGCAUACUCGUGAUCGCGACGCUGCUCCGAUCUGUGGCCGCGCUAUGGCCCAUACCGCGUUCGCUCUCGACCGGAGACACGGUGCUCAAGCUGUCCCCGCUGUUCGACAUCGCCACCGACAUCGCCCACUCGCCCGAUGACCUCCUCGACGCCAUCCAUCGCACCAAGGUUCAGCUUGCUGGGGACAAGCUCCAGCCUCUCGUCGUGGGCCGAGGCGCGUCCCUGCGACCCGCAAUCGCGAGCGCGGGCACGCUCGACACGCUCGUUCUAUCUCUCUCUUCCCCGCACCCUCGGUCCACGCGCAGUAUCUCCGGAGAAACGACGAGGGAUCUAUUUGAUCGCGACGAGGGAUACGCGCUAGUCAUCCCGACGAACGACACGGUCGCGACGCUGGUGGCGAACACCACGCUCGGGUUGUUCAGGGGCCUGACGACGUUCAGUCAGCUGUGGUACGAGCAGGAUGGGAACGUGUACACGUACGAGGCGCCGAUUGCGAUCGCCGACUGGCCGGCCUUCCCUUAUCGUGGCUUCAUGCUCGACACCGCGAGGAACUACUUUCCUGUGGAUGACAUCAAGCGCACGUUGGAUGCCAUGAGCUGGGUGAAGCUCAACACGUUUCAUUGGCACGUUGUCGACAGCCAGAGUUUCCCUCUGGAGAUCCCCGGCUUUCCCGAACUUUUCGACAAAGGACCUUACUCGGCGAGCGAAACGUACACGACCAAGGACGUCCAGGAGAUCGUAGACUAUGCGGCACAGCGAGGCAUCGAUGUGGUCGUAGAAAUCGACACUCCGGGUCAUACGGCCGUCAUCGCUGAAGCUUACCCCGAGCACAUCGCGUGCCUGCACAAGUCACCCUGGUCGCAAUACGCAGCCGGUAGGUCGCACAUCACGACCCACUUCACAAAACGCCUGCUGAGCGCGGCCGCCGAGCUCUUCCCGUCCUCGCUGUUCAGCACCGGCGGCGACGAGGUCAAUAUGCGCUGUUACGAGGAAGACGACGAGACGCAGGAGCAGCUCCGCGGCAGCGGGAAGAGCGUCGAGGACGCUCUGAGAGAGUUUACGCGUGCGAGUCACGACGCGUUAAGGGCUCAGGGAAAGACGCCCGUGGUUUGGCAAGAGAUGGUUUUGAACCAUGAUCUCCACUUGCCUAACGACACGGUCGUCAUGGUCUGGAUAUCGUCCGAGCACACGGCGUCUAUCAUCAAACAAGGUUUCCGCGUCGUGCAUGCGCCAUCCAACUAUUUCUACCUGGACUGCGGCGGCGGACAAUGGCUGGGGAAUGAUACUGAAGGAACGUCGUGGUGUGACCCGUACAAGCACUGGCAAAAGGCAUACAGCUUCGAUCCGUUCGCAGACCUUCAGGAAUCCGAAUACGAUCAAGUCCUGGGCGGUCAGCAUCUUCUUUGGACCGAGCAGUCGUCGCCGGAGAACCUAGACGCGACGGUGUGGCCCCGCUCCGCGGCGGCGGCGGAGAUCUUCUGGACGGGGUCGGCGCUUCCGGACGGCUCGCCGCGCAACGUCCGGGAGGCGCUGCCGCGGAUGCACGAUCUGCGCUUCAGGAUGGUGCGGCGCGGGGUGAAGGCGAUCGCGCUGCAGCCGCUGUGGUGCGCCCUCCGCCCGGGACAGUGCGACAAAGUGUGGGGCGAAGGCGUUCAUGUGCAGGGGCAUGAGACGACGGCGGGGGACGUGGGUUCUUCGCCCAUGGACAGUCACGAGAACCAGGCCGUUCUAGCGGAGGACUGA
Molecule: messenger RNA, 1767 nt
Organism: Punctularia strigosozonata HHB-11173 SS5
Lineage: Eukaryota; Fungi; Basidiomycota; Agaricomycetes; Corticiales; Punctulariaceae
Product: beta-hexosaminidase
Exons: 13
Coding region: 1-1767 (588 amino acids)
Biological process (GO): glycosaminoglycan metabolic process; carbohydrate metabolic process
Cellular component (GO): membrane
Molecular function (GO): beta-N-acetylhexosaminidase activity
Source: RefSeq, a predicted model, not a curated record